AUGCAUGGGCGUGCCAUCAUCUGGAGCUGCAUCUGCAUUGGCAUUUGUCUCGGCCACGUCUGGGCCGUGCCAGCGGCCAGGCCGCGUCGCCAGGUGGUGCAGCCCUUGUGGCUAAUGCGGCCCGAUUUGCUGCCCUCCUCACAGGCGGCACGGGUGAGCGUGACGCCGCAGAAGCUACAGGAAACGGCCGACAUACGUGCCACCAUACAAAAGGCCGUCAACGAGGGCACCUACGUGGUGGCCGCCAGUCCGCAGCAGUUCCUGACUGCGCUGGGCCAAGUGAACAGCCCAGGAGCAGCUGGUAACCCAUUCGCGAUGCCCGUGCUGCCCGCUUUCACGCUGCCAAACGCGACUUGGUGGCGACCGUUUUAGAAACAUCGGAAACUGCGAGGAUUUGCCAUCAGCGACCGAACAGAUGCGGCAAUUUGAAAACUUUACGCGCCUUGA
This is a messenger RNA of Drosophila novamexicana, 447 nucleotides long. RefSeq lists its product as uncharacterized. The record is from RefSeq and is a predicted model, not a curated record. NCBI's taxonomy places the organism in Eukaryota, Metazoa, Arthropoda, Insecta, Diptera, Drosophilidae. The transcript has 3 exons. Bases 1 to 372 code for a protein of 123 amino acids.